This is a messenger RNA of Lymnaea stagnalis (great pond snail), 11238 nucleotides long. The record is from the annotation of a GenBank genome assembly. NCBI's taxonomy places the organism in Eukaryota, Metazoa, Mollusca, Gastropoda, Lymnaeidae.
GUGUGUUCUAAACCCUGCGUUGAAACCCACUGUGUCUGUGUGUUGAGGCCGGCCACGGUUUACUAGAGGAGGUAAGGUAACGUAGUGGUCUAUCGGGUGUCUGGAUUUCGUGCUAAAUCUACACGGCUAUAGUUUAAAGUUUUAUUUUUAGUGCACUGCCGAUAAUUAUAUCGUACGCAUGUAUGUUGUCCUUGCGUAAGUAACUUACUUUGUUAUAUUACAUUAAAUUAAGUUUAUUAGCUUAACGUUCGUCGAAUACAAAAUGAGAUACGGCUGUGAUUUAUUUAGUGAUAAUGAGUUUAUUUAAAUGCUCUUACUUUAAAAAAAAAAAACCCAACAAAAACUGGCAACAGAGCUGCAUUCUUCAAAUUUAGGGUUUAAUUCAGGUAUGUCAUUUCAGGUUUGUUGAAAAAAAAAGUAGGGGGGGGGGAGGGGAGCAAAAAACCAAAACUUUGUCGGCUUGUUGAGUUGUUUAUUACUGGAGGCGCCACAGUACAUAACAACUGAAAUUAAAACUGCAAAUUCAAGGGUGCAUAUGCCCCCUCCUACCUGCCCUACCCAAAUGACGUCUCUGGUUAAAAAAAAAAUAAAAAAAUAAAAAGGAGAGUAUUGGUUACUGUUACUACGUGUACAAGUGCAGUGUAGGGUAACUUAACAAAAAACCAGAGGCGGAUCCAGGCGAAGGAAGAGGGUCCUGGGCCAAGAACGGGUGGUUUUGUCAUUUUAUGGAAGGCCUACGUUAACUUACUUAUGGUCAGUAGGCCUAUAGACGUUUAGUCACAAAUAGAAAUUGCACGUUUUUUUCUCUAAGGCCACACUCCCCAACCAGUAAAGUUCACUUUCAAUGUCAUAGUUCACUUGGUCCACAUUCACCAAAACAUUUCACUCUAAAUGACCAAGUUCACAUUCACCAAAGAGUUCACCCUAAAUGACCAAGUUCACAUCACCAAACAGUUCACUCUAAAUGACAUAGUCCACACUGACCAAACAGUUCACUCUCAAUGACGAGGUCAAAAAAGCACUGACCAAUUCAACAUUCACCCUCUAAUAACGCGCUCACCUCCUAAUAACACACUCACCUCCUAAUAACACACUCACCUUCUAAUAACACACUCACCUCCUAAUAACACACUCACUUUCUAAUAACACACUCACCUCCUAAUAACACACUCACCUCCCAAUAGCACACUCACCUCCAAAUAGCACACUCACCUCCAAAUAACACACUCACCUUCUAAUAACACACUCACCUCCUAAUAACACACUCACUUUCUAAUAACACACUCACCUCCUAAUAACACACUCACCUCCCAAUAGCACACUCACCUCCAAAUAGCACACUCACUUACCAGUUCCAAAGUCACCAGUUAAUUUUCAUAUUUGCUUUUGCUUCAGUUAAUUGAUGAGUGACGUAAAAUGAAUAUUUGAGGAUGGAGAAUCCUGAGGCUUUCUUGGGUAUGUAAGCAGUUGUAUGUCAAUUAUAAAUGUUCAUACAAGCGCCUUUAUCUUAAAUAAAUAGGUUUAUAAUGAAUGUUAUGUAAGUCAUGUGUAUAAUGUAGUUAUUUUGCUAAGAUGUUUGUUAUGCCAACUAUAUAAUAUACUGUACAAUUAUUAUUUUAAAUAUUUGUUAACAUCUAUGAAGCUUUCAAAUAAUUAAUUGUUUAAAAUACAUUUUUAAAAAUAUUUUCCACAGAUAUUUUGACUAUACGGUCACUGAAGGAGCGCUAUCAUGGAGGGUCUGAGAGCGAUGACAAUGACUUUUCUAUGGACACCACGUCCAAUCAUGAUGACCUGGAGACUUUCGUAAGAGACUUCCGGAUAGAUGACUCUAUUUCCGACUGUUUUGCUGACUCGGAUUCGCUGGCUUCAGCUGAUAUUGGUGUCAACUGUAAACCCUCCAGCAAGGUAAGCUUGCGCCGUGUAGAAACCGGUCAGCUCUAUGGUCACUGCAGCGUGUGUCUUGAAAACUUAAUUGGACUAUUUAAAUAUGAUAAAAACAUUUUAUUUUAAGUUUUCUGAGAUAUUUAUUUCAUUAGCUUCAAUUUAAUCAUUUUUAGACAUAAUUUACUUGAUCCAUCAUUAACUUUUUUUCUGGUAUGUUACAUCAUUUUCGUAUUUUACCAUUUUUGUUGCACCAAGUUAUCCAUUACAUUAAGCUUCAGCAUUAUAUUCUUGCUUUUGUCAUCUUCUAUAACAAGCCUUUGGGGCCCAUAGAAGUAAUUUACGUGUUACUGGGCUUCAAACCCAACCAGACUAGGAACAUAAUUGUUCACUAUUCUACUUAACCACCCAGUCACCCAUUGUGAAAUUUUAUUUUGUGAGAUCAGUGUCAUCAUAUUUCUUUUAUCUUCCCCUUGAAAAACAGGAAAAACUAAUUUUUUGGGGGUUGGGGCUGAACAUUUGAUAGAAUGUGUUGUCAUCAGCAACGAGUCUAUGUGCCAAGUUUCAGCUUGUUAGGAUGAUGGGAUGUGGCUCAAUAGUCAUUUAAAUAUUUUGCCCUAAACACAAAAGCAAAGUUAAUAUAAAGGAUUUAAAAAUUACUGCUCAGUGGAUUAAAUUUCUGCAUCCAAUUUCCAAACAGCUGAUAGAAUGAAAAUAUAUUGUUUCUUUGCUUAAAAAUUUUUUUUUUUACUCUUUAAGUUAUUAAAAAAGUAAAUAAAAAAAUCUCAUAAAACAAUUAAGCAUAAACAAAGAAGGGCGUAGUUAAUUUUAUUUAAUAACAGAAUAAAUAAAAAAUUGCUUUUUAUUUUCUCAAAUUGACAGAUUCCCAUCACAGUUGUGAGAGUUGCCACAACAGACCUUGAUCUCAACGGUCCAGAGACGCCCUUUCUACCGGAUGUUACACCAGAAUUCUCCCCUACCAGACGUCACAACAUAGUUACCUCCCUUUUCCACAAGAGAAUAAAGCAGAACGAAGCUGGAUCUGGCCAAGACAAUCUGAAGAAUUCCAAUAAGUGUGGGAAUGUGGACAGGCUGAUGGAAGCGAGUGAUCAGCACAGAUUGCAUUGUGAUAAUGAAAAUUUUCAAACUCUAAAAAGGUUAAUUAAGACAAGUGGUAGCACUCUAGAAAGAGAUUCAGAAAUUGAAAACAUUGAUGUAUUCCAUAGUAGAAUUACUGGACAUUCUCAAAAAUCUAAUCAUGAGACUACUUUAAUGCAGAAGGAACCUCAUUUUCCAAAAAUAAGUCCCAAUAAAUCCAACACUAUGUUCAGCAAUCUUGACCCACAUCAGGCUGAGCAGUUGAAACAUGACAAGGAUCUAAAGGCAACCAAAAAGUUUGGACUCAACUGGGUUUGGAGUAACACACUUAAAAAAUGCAAGCGUAAAGUUCCCAGCAUACCUAACACCAAAAAACAAUUGUCAGAAGUUGGAGUUGGUGCUGACAGCAAUGGUCUAGGAUGCAAUGUUAAGGAAAUACAAGAAGAUAAGCAACAAGAUAAACCUUUUCCGUACCAUGACCACCAAGGAUUACCCCUGGACGAACCUGAGACAGAUUUUGACGAAAUCAUCACAAACCACGUCCCAGGAAAAUUACGCGCACAGUUCCAAGCAAAAUCUGAACCUAAUCUUGGGCAACAGGAGGUGAUGAAUAAAACUGUUCAUGUGGACAUGUACAAGAGGCGAAGUGAAGGUUUUGUCUAUGAUCCUGGUGAACAUUUCAAUGAAGACUCUGAUGGAAUAUCAAGGAGACAGUUAGAAAAAGGUUCAGCCAGCAGGAUCAGCUCAAAACUUCCACAAUCAUCUGAUGGAGACUUGAUAACAAAACUGCAUCAACCUCCUUACAUUUUAAAUAUCUCAGAUGUUCCCACGUCAAAUGAUCACACGUCUCAUUUGCCAUGCCGCCUUGACCAAUCAAUUUCAAUCUCCAACCCACCCGUUGGCCCGGCUCUGAAAAUGGACCCAACACUUGAAGACAACAACCCACUGAUGGUACCUAAUUCAUCAGAUGGGCACGGACACACAGACAGAGUUGCAAGCAAAGGUCAAGGUAAGAGAGAGAGUUCGACCAUCUGUGAAACCCAAGACACCAAAGGCUUGAGUCCUGCUGUAGAGAGAUGUUUGUUGGAGAUGAUCAACAGAGAGCUGGUGAAACGAACCAUGGUCACUCAAACACAACUGGUUAGGUUGGUGCAGAUUUUUUGUGAAGCAAUUUCAACUAUUUUUAAACAGUUCUAUAAAAAGUGUUUUACUUAAAUUUAAUUGUUUCUCUAAUUUCAUAGAAAUCUUAAAACCAAAUUUUGUGUGUGUUAUAACUAAGACAGUAACAAAUAACUUGUAAUAAGAUAAUUUUUUAAUUUUAAUUAACUUUAAAAACUAUUCAAUAUUGCCAAUGGCAUUCUUGUUGUAUUUGUUAAACAUUGAUGUUGAGUUAAAAACAAAAUUUAAUGGUAGUGGUGUAGACACUACUUACAAACGUGCUUACAUGGAUUAUUGAAUGUUUGAAAUCCAACUUAACAUUGUUUGUGCAUGAUGACCUUUUUGAAAUAUUUGAAUUCCUAAACAGUUUAAGCCACCUGCUGGCUGAACUUGUCUCAAAAUUUAAUGGAAGUGACAUCAUUGAAACCCUGAGUACUGCAUCGAGCCAGCUGAAGCUGUUGUCACAGUCUCCACAUUUAGACCAGGACAUUAGCAGGUCAGUUUUUAAAAUCACCACAGUUAGACCAGGACAUUAGCAGGUCGGUUGUCACAAUCACUGCAUUUACACCAGGACAUUACUAGGUCAGUUAUCUCAAUCUCCACAAUAAGAUUUGUAUAUUUUCUGUUACAUUUUCAACAAUUGUGUUUAUAAAAAUUACCUUAGUAAUAUGAUAUUUAAAUUUUAUUUUCUCCAACAGUUUUGUAGAACAAACAAAUUUACAACUGCAGAGAACAAGGAUGUUUUUACAAGACUUUAAUUUCUCUGUGAUGAGAAUAAAAGAUCAAACAAGGCAACCCGUUGAGCCAACACAUUGUGGAUACAGGGAGGAGGACUGCAAAGAGAAUCAAUUUCAGAUCAGGUAAAGUGAAUAAAUAUCAAGUGAUUAUCAAUAUUAAUAAGGAAAUAGCAGAACAAGGUAUGUGGAAGCUUGAAAUGGAAAGGCAGGACAAUAAAAGAAGAAAAUGUCACCUGAGAACCUUCCUGAGCAGACAGGAGAAAUGAAGAAAUAACCAGAAGUAGAAAUUUUUUAAAUACUUUCUAUUUCUUAUUUCUUCAUUUGUUCUGUCUGCUGAUACUUAGCCGAAACAUUCUUUUAUAGUCUUGUCUUAAUAUUCCAAGCUUCCACAUACCUUGUUCUUCUAUUUCCUUCUCACAGUUUAUACGCAUUCCUUCAUUUAUUAUCUAAUAUUAAUAAAUAUGUUAACAAAGAAAUACUAUUUUAUAAAUAUUCUUCAAAAUAUGAUUUAUUGUCUGUUCCCUAAAAGUCAUACAAGUAAAAUCUACAAAUUUCACUUCUGCCAAGUUAAACCAUUAUCAGUUGAUUUAUGUAAAGAGAUUAUUAUAUUUUAUAUUUAAUGUAUACAUAAAUUUCAUUAAAAAUGUGAGGACAUUAUCUUCUAUGUUGUACCAGUUUAAAUAACUCAAACAAAAUAAAGUGUCACAAUAAUCUAAUUAAAAGUGGACAAGAACAAAUCAAUAACCUUUUGACUAGAACAAAUCAAUAACAUUUUGACAAGAACAAAUCAAUAACAUUUUGACAAGAACAAAUCAAUAACAUUUUGACAAGAACAAAUCAAUAACAUUUUGACAAGAAAAAAUCAAUAAUAUUUGGACAUUAACAAAUAAAUAGCAUUUCGACAAAAACAAAUCUAUAAUAUUUGGACAUUAACAAAUAAAAAAAUCCACAUCCACAUUUUUUUAUUUGUUCCAGAUCUCUGCUCCUUGAAGCUUAUGACUUGGCCAAACAACGUCCCCAGGAUUUAAAUCAACAACUUCAACUCCUCAUCAGUCACCAUCUCAACUCAAGAGUUCACAAUGACAACAUCUUGUCUGCUAAUGAAUUAAAAACUAACAGGCAUAGCUAUUCAUCAAUGGAGCCAGCCGCCAUGAAAAAUGAGGGGCCUCUCCUCAAUGGUCAUAAUGAGCAGGCGAGCAGUAAAUAUCAAAAUGUCCUUGUGCAAGGGGAUGGCCUAUACACUCCGUCACGAACUAAAGUCGGUCAAACCCUUUCGGACAUUCCAAAUCAAAGAAACAAACCAUCAGUCCUUAAUCCAGAUGACAAAUAUCCAAAUGUGUCAGUGGGAGUGUCUGCACCAGCAUCCUGUGUAGGUCUCACAGCAGAAGCCAGUGACACAACAUCUACUGUAACAUCCGAUGCACAAACAGUUAUCUAUGUUAAAAAUAUUAUUCUUCCAGAACAAAGAUGUGGUAACGGUCUACAGAAGGUCAACACUUUAAAUAAUCAAAAGAAGGUAUUAAGUUCUGAGUUGCUUUCAAGACCAUACUACCAGUUAGUGAGCCAGUGUAAGGAGCAAGAGCCCACAAACCCAGCACAAUUUGAGAGAUUCCAAGAUAAAUUGGAUUUUUCAUCCCACACAUCACAUAGGCCUGACAUUAUCCACAGCUCUGAUACCUUGUCUGGUCACACAGCUGGGACAGGAGAAAACAGCACACUUACAAACAGCAGCCAUCAGAAUUAUACAAAGUUUCUGAACCGUAAUGAGUGGAAUGGAAACGCAUUUCAAAGCAAAGCAGAGAAGUCUGCAGACGUCUCAAGACGUAAGCAUUACGAAUACACCAGAAGGAGCAGACGUAAACGCAGGAGAUCUUUAAGUGAAACAAGAUAUGUAAGGAGAAAACACAAUCUCAGCGUUACAACAGCGUCCACGUCAUCCACAAGAUCCACGAGAUCCACAGAGAAAUCAGAGCAGUCGAGCAAGCGUAGAUAUGGUCAUUCACUCAGGAUUUACUCAUCCUCAAGGUCUGCCUCGGCGAGACUUCAAAAAAAUUAUGUUGAUGAUUGUUGGAGCGAUAAUGAAUCUGAUGAUGAAGAUGAUGAUGACGACGACGGCGACACCAAACGCUUGGUCCGAGUCAAUGUUGAAAAUGAGGAUUUACCAGAUGAAGCUUUGAGGGUUCAAAGGUAUUAUACAAAAAAACCCCUGUGUUAUGAGACUUUUCUCAGGCUGCGAACCAUGUCUAAAAAACUAGCUAUUCUAACUAUAUCUAAAAAAGACCCACAGCUUGUUGGAAUAGAGUUUGAUAAAUUUUAGAAUUUUAUUUUGGAACUUAAAAAAGCAGAUUAUUGGUAAGGGGCAGACAUUAUUUACAUUUUAAGAUAAGUUUCGUCCCAUUUUAUGAAGUUAAUAGAAGACUAAUUGAUUGUAAAGCAUUUAUUUAUAUAUGUCAUGUUCAAUUAUGGCUGUAGAAAAGUCUCUUGAUAAAAAAAAAAAUGUUUGGGAGGCUUUAUUAAAUUCUUGAGUGUGCAGCAAACCUUCAGGUUGUAUAGUUACAUUCAGUCAUAGGGAACACCCUUAUUGAGAUUAUGAGAGCCAUUAACGUGACAGUCAGAUUAUUUGAACAUUUUCUUUUAUAUAUUAACUUUACAAGUUAUCUGUGUGUAAAACUGAACGAUUUUGAAAUGACUUCAUUUUAAAGAUUUAUAGUGCCAGUUGUCUCCCUUGCCCUUACUUGUCUCCCUUACCUGCCAUAAUGUACACAUGCCUGCUGCAAUGUCACCAGGCUACACAGACAUCUCCAGUCUGUGCAGAAGUUACACCAGAGCAAUGAUGACAUCAUUGAGACCAUCAUAACAGGAACUGGUGAGAAGCUCAUACCACAUCCUCAGUCAUGUGACCUUUCACAAACUCCAAAUUUAGGUGUAUCGCAUGGCAGUGUUGGGAUGAGUCUUCCAUUGAGGUAAGUUGAGUGAUGUUCAAUUUUUUAGUUCAGUUUCUUUAAAGCAAUUUCAAAUUUACAUGAAAUAGUGGUAGAAUGUCUCUGCUACAUUUUUUUUAUAAGAUAAUAUUAAAAUCAUCUUGUUAUCUCAGAGUGUACUUACCAAGAUCUUUGUUGUACAUUCUGUGGGGUAGGUAGGGUUAGUGCCAAGAUCUUUGGUGUGCAUUCAGUGGCGUUGUUAGGGUUGGGCCAAGAUCUUUGGUGUACAUUCAGUGGCAUAGUUAUGGUUAGUGCCCAGAUUUGUCCCGCCUCUCCCUUACCAAAAACUAUACAGUUGGGCAAAAAUGCAGACCCUCAAUAUUUAGAAAAGAGUUCAUGAGGGGACUGACCCCCACCCCCCUUUCCUAUGCCAGUGUUAAUGUUUAUGAUUUGAAUCCAGCACUAAUUUUCUUUAUAGGUUAAUACUUUUUUUUUUUUUUUGUGUGUGUUUGUUUUUAAAUUGUAUGUCUAGAAAUAUGUGAAUCAUAACAUAACAUGAAACAAAGAUUUUUAAAAAAAGCAAACUCAAAACACAUUGUCCCCAGGACACAUUGUCCCCAGGACACAUUGUACUGUAGCACAUUGUACCAAUCUCGACAUGAAACUGAACUUUCUCCUUCUAUUUCUGUCGUAUACAGGACCAGCCAAACGGUUAACACAGCUGGCGGGAAUAACCCACCACCACAUGCCACAAGGAAACAGAACGCUGGUCAGAGAUUUCCCAAGAUAAAAAAGCUGCUUGGUCCACAUCUGUUUAACCAUGAGAAAAUGACUUCUCAGGGUGUUCCGAUGAGAGAAAUGACAGAAAGUAAGCAAUGCAGUUGGUUUCCUAGAUCAGUUUCUUCACUUUGAGGUGCACUGACCGUCACUAGGGCUCUUUGAUCAGGAUGGAAUUAAACUAUGUUCCAAUUAAAAAUAAACUUCGUCAAAAUUUCAAAUGUAUUCCAAAUUUCUUGUAGUUUAAAAGCAAAAAAAAAAUUAAUUAAAAUAUUGCUAUUCUUCUUGUUCAAAAUGAAAAAUAAAAUUUUGCAGUUUGCAUGCUUAUUUUUAAUUAUCUGCCUAUGUUCCAUUUAAAAAUAAACUUUAUCAAAGAAUCAAAUGGGUAAUUCUAUUCCAAAUUUCUGUUUAAAAAAUAUUUAAAUAUCACUCUUUUUCAUGUUCAAAAUUAAAAUUAAAAUUUUGCAGUUUGCAUUUUUGUUAUAGAUGUAACCGUUUGAAAAAUUGUCAGGGUCAUAUUGGAGCUACGUCUUUAAGAAUGACCCAUACCCCAAACUAAAAUAUUGUGAACAAAAUUUAUGUUUGAUUUUCUAACAUAACACGUAUUAUAUUGAGUGCAGGUGAAUUUGAGGAAACAUAUGAGAGAAGAAAUGAUGCAACAGUCAGAAGACGUAAACAGAUGGACAUGGGGAUACCUUGGGACCAACUGACUUUCUCUGUGAGUUUACCAAUAUAUAUUUUAGAUUCUUUCUUAACCUAUGGGCUUUUGGCCCACUUAAAAAAAACCCUUCCCUGUUAUUAAUAAACAACAGCUCUAUUUAUUUACAUAUGGUCCACCUUACAGUUUUGAAAUACCCAAUGCCUGGCCCAUGUUGAGAAUGGCUGCUUCAAAUCAUGAAGCAAGAUAUGGAACAGGGUUGGAAUUAAUGAAAAAUUUUUGUUGUGAACAAAUAAAAACAUGAUCAAUUAACUUAACAGUUUAAUAACAGACCCACAUCGGUACUCUCUACCUCUAUAAUUAUUAAUUUUUGUCCUGAUUAACUAUAUCUACCAAUCCGUUUUCUCAUGUGUUUUUCAUAAAAGGCUUGAAUUUUUUAAAUCAAGACAUGUGUAGUACAAUAUUCAUUAUUAUUUUUUUUCCUUCUCGAUUCUCUAAAAACAAAAGGAAAUAAGAAACACUGUGUGGGCCCAUCCAUAAAUGAUGUCUCAUUAUUUUGGACCCCGACUCCCCGUCACACAAUUUAGACACACUUGUAAUAGGUCCUUGCAAAUCCUUGACCCUCCUCCUUCCCUAGAUUAGAUGCGUGAUGUCAUUUAUGGAUAGCCCCCCAAGGUAAAACCUGAAAGAAGACCAAACAAAACAAGUACCUAGCUUAUUAUACUCUUAAAAACAAUGAACCUCAAGAGAAAAAAAAAAAAAGUUUUAUUCAUGGAAUCCCACAUAAAAGAAUAUAUUUUUUGUUUUUACAACAGGAAUCUGAUGAAUCAGAUAGUCAAGAAAAUAAACCAAGGUCAGUUGUUAUUUAAUUUAGUUGUUUAUUACAUUUGACAACAGCAUUAACUGCUAGUUUAUUGUUAACAUAAAUUAGAGAAAAUUUCUGUAAGUUCCUCCUUAGCCUGAACAACUGAAAUUUUUAACUUUGCUUAGUCUCAUAAUGUAUUUUAAUCUUUCAAAGUUUGUUGAAUCUUUGAUUUACUUAUUCUGAAAUAUACCAAGUUAAAAUAUAAGUUGUAUAUUUCUUUGCGCCAGGAGUGAAUAAAAUAUAUAUUCCAGAAUAUUCCCCAGAUUACAUAGCCUUUAUAGAUCCAAAUCUCAACUUAAAUUUAGGCUAAAAAUUAAACAUAAUUACUAACGUGAAGAAAUAUUUAGAAAAUGCUUGCUGUGAACAAAAAAGAAAAUAGAAAUCACUUUUCACUUUCACUGCCUUAUUUAGUUGUUUUCUUAAUCUUUAAGUCAUUUUACUCAAUGUGAAGUUAACAAAUUUGUGCUUUGGAGUUUUUCACCAUGUUUUAAACCCCACUGUGUAAAAAAAAUAUCUUCACAAACUGUUGGAUGGGGUCCAUUUAAACCAUAAGGAAACUCCAGGCUAACAGAGAUUGUGUUUUCUGACUCCAAGUAACUGAACCAACUUUUGCAAAGGACUAUCACCAAUUUUCUUUUAAAUAUUAUCAUAUUGUGAUUAAUCAGCAUGUGCUUCCUGAAUAAUCCAUGUAUGUCUUGAACUCAUAAGAAUUUUAAGAAUAGAAUUGUAGAUAAAUAAAAAGCCUUGUUUUUCUCAUGUCCAGAGAUAAAGCACUGACACAGAACACUACUUCAGGACUUUGUGAUGAGACAGUGAAAUCAAUGCAGAGAGAAUUUUUCUAAAGUCUUUCAACAUGCAGGAAUAGUCAUACAUUUAAUAUAAGUGUUUAUUAAUUUCCAUUAUUUCCACUAUUUAAAAUAGUUGUUCAGUAUACACACAGUCAACUUACAAUUUUGUAAUAUAUUUGAUUGUGGACCACAAUAUUUUGGUCUUUAACUUCAGCAAUCUGUGAUUCUUUUAUAAUUUUAAUAGAGUUGAAACGAUUUCAAUUUUAAAAAGUUAUGUUGUGAAAAUAUGAUCUGAUUGUUUUUGUUCAUCAAAACAUGUAGUUCAAUAAUACAAUUACGCUAACAGAUCUUAUUU